GCUGGCAGUGUGCUUCCUGUACCCAGAAACAGCCCGCCCUAGGGAGGGACUAGCACAACUUUCAUGAUAAGGCCACCAUAGGCUGACUUCUGAAGGAAGGAACUGAGCAGCACAAGGCCAGCCCGGGCCAGGGUAACAGGUGUUCCACUGCCAUCUGCAGCUGCAGCCCUUUGCAGGCUAGAAGCAGCUGCAGUCAUGGCGGGGAUGAAGACAGCCUCCGGAGACUAUAUCGACUCUUCCUGGGAGCUGAGGGUGUUUGUGGGCGAGGAAGACCCUGAGGCUCAGUCUGUCACACUCCGAGUCACAGGGGAGUCCCACAUUGGUGGGGUGCUUCUGAAGAUCGUGGAGGAGAUCAAUCGCAAGCAGGACUGGUCUGACCAUGCCAUUUGGUGGGAGCAGAAGAAACAGUGGCUGCUACAGACACACUGGACUCUGGACAAGUACGGGAUUCUGGCAGAUGCCCGCCUCUUCUUUGGGCCACAGCACCGACCUGUGAUCCUGCGACUGCCCAAUAGGCGGGUGCUGCGCCUCCGUGCCAGCUUCUCCAAGCCCCUCUUCCAGACUGUGGCUGCCAUCUGCCGCCUCCUCAGUAUCAGGCACCCAGAGGAGCUCUCUCUGCUGCGCGCUCCAGAAAAGAAGGAGAAGAAGAAGAAAGAGAAGGAGCCUGAGGAAGAGGUGCAUGACCUGACAAGGGUUGUUCUAGCCGGCGGUGUGGCCCCCACCUUAUUCCGAGGCAUGCCAGCACACUUCUCGGACAGCGCCCAGACCGAGGCCUGUUACCACAUGCUGAGCCGGCCACAGCCAGCACCUGACCCUCUCCUGCUCCAGCGCCUGCCGAGGCCCAGCUCCCUGCUUGACAAGACCCAACUCCACAGCAGGUGGCUGGAUUCAUCUCGGUGCCUCAUGCAGCAAGGUAUCAAGGCUGGGGACGUGCUUUGGCUGCGAUUUAAGUACUACAGCUUUUUCGACCUGGACCCCAAGACAGACCCGGUACGGCUGACCCAGCUGUAUGAGCAGGCACGCUGGGAUUUACUGACAGAGGAAAUCGACUGUACUGAGGAGGAGAUGAUGGUGUUUGCUGCCCUACAGUACCAUAUCAACAAAGUGACUCUGAGUGGGGAUGUGGGUGAGCUGGCCUCUGGGGACCCGGGGCUGGAUGACCUGGAUGCAGCCUUGAACAACCUGGAGGUGAAGCUGAAGGGGUCAGCACCCUCAGACAUGCUGGAUAGCCUCACCACCAUCCCAGAACUCAAGGACCAUCUCCGAAUCUUCCGGCCCCGGAAGCUGACCUUGAAGGGCUACCGCCAGCACUGGGUGAUAUUCAAGGACACCACACUGUCCUACUAUAAGAGCCAAGAUGAAGCACCGGGGGACCCUAUCCAGCAGCUCAACCUCAAGGGCUGUGAAGUGGUCCCUGAUGUCAAUGUCUCUGGCCAGAAGUUCUGCAUCAAACUCCUGGUACCCUCACCAGAGGGCAUGAGUGAGAUCUACUUGAGAUGCCAGGAUGAACAGCAGUAUGCACAGUGGAUGGCUGCCUGCCGGCUUGCCUCCAAGGGCCGCACCAUGGCGGACAGCAGCUAUGCCAGUGAGGUGCAGGCCAUUCUGGCCUUCCUCAGCCUGCAGCGGGCAGGCGGUACCAACGGAGGCUCAGGGAACAAACCCCAGGGUCUUGAAGCCUCUGCUGAGGGCCUUAACCCCUACGGCCUUGUGGCUCCCCGAUUCCAGCGAAAGUUCAAGGCCAAGCAGCUCACCCCCCGGAUCCUGGAAGCUCACCAGAAUGUGGCCCAACUCUCGCUGACCGAGGCCCAGCUGCGCUUCAUCCAGGCCUGGCAAUCCCUGCCUGAUUUUGGCAUCUCCUAUGUGAUAGUCAGGUUCAAGGGCAGCAGGAAGGAUGAGAUUCUGGGCAUCGCCAACAACCGACUGAUCCGAAUUGAUCUGGCCGUGGGUGACGUGGUCAAGACCUGGCGCUUCAGCAACAUGCGGCAAUGGAACGUCAACUGGGACAUACGGCAGGUGGCCAUUGAGUUCGAUGAACAUAUCAAUGUGGCCUUCAGCUGUGUGUCUGCUAGCUGCCGCAUCGUGCACGAGUACAUCGGGGGCUACAUUUUCCUGUCCACUCGAGAGCGGGCCCGAGGGGAGGAGCUGGACGAGGAUCUGUUCCUACAGCUUACUGGAGGGCAUGAGGCCUUCUAAAGACAGCCCCUGCUCUACCCACACCCUCCAGGGACUCUCCCAUGGCCACGCCCACCUGAACUCUCCCAGCAUGCACCCUGCUGGGCACCCUCACUUGUCCUCAGGUAGGCCAGGGCCCUCACUGGGGUAGAUGCUACCACCACCCAGCCUAGGGACGAUGGGCCCUGAGCCACACGAAGCCCCUCCUCUUGCCCUAUUGGCACAAGCUCACACCCUUGACCUAUAUGUAGUCUCUAAGCACAUGAUGAAUGCCAAAUAUGGAUAAGGAACAGGAAAUCCUGGUUUGAAGCUGGACUUUCUUUUUGCGUGUUUCAGGUUUUUUUUAAUAAAUAAAUAUUUUAUUAUUGGA
This is a messenger RNA of Rattus norvegicus (Norway rat), 2542 nucleotides long. RefSeq names its product FERM domain containing kindlin 3 (gene Fermt3). Gene Ontology annotation, molecular function: protein-containing complex binding. Gene Ontology annotation, biological process: integrin-mediated signaling pathway. Lineage: Eukaryota; Metazoa; Chordata; Mammalia; Rodentia; Muridae. The record is from RefSeq and is a predicted model, not a curated record. Gene Ontology annotation, cellular component: anchoring junction.